AUGGGUUCGAAACGAAAGCGCGCCGUGAGGGAUACCCUCACCGGGAGUCUCCCAAUACCAAAGAAGUCCAAAGUCGAAAACACCAAGAACGAACACGCUGUCUCCAAGGCCGAGAAGCAGAAACUCUUCAACGACACCACUCCCUUUCCCGAGAACUUGUCGAGAGAAGAUCAUGAUAGGGAAAGGCUGCUCUACAAGCUUCUCGGCAGCGAAGAUGUUGAGGACCGCAUUGGGGCUGCUGCGGCCAUCAUCGGAGGGCUGUUGGGUGGUGAAGGUGUGCCCGAAGCCGUUCUGAGGCGCCAUCUCGAGCGUCGCCUCUUCCGCGGCCUGGCUAGUGGCAACGAUGCUGCGCGUGUCGGCUUCAGCUACGCGCUAACCGAGAUCAUGAGUCAACUCCAUGGCGACAAGGCUCUGGCGACCUCCAAAUACCCCGGGCUUGACUUCGUUACCGUCCUCGAAUUGCUGGUGCAGAAGACACAUCCAACAGGAAACAUCCCAGGACAAGAAGAACGAGACCACUACUGGGGCCAGCUCUUUGGCCUCCAAAGCUUUGUUCAAGCUGGCAUUCUGUUUGACAAACCCAAACGAUGGCACACCGUCCUCGAACUGCUCCUCAAGGCUACCAAGAAGAAAGUCUGGCUCCGACCGCAGACUGGCUUCGUCAUAGCCCAAGCCAUACCGCAGAUGAAAAAGGAGGAGGUGCAUAGGACACUGGCUGAGAUCACGGAAGCAGGAUUGGCCAAGACACCAGAAGGACUGGGAAUAUGGCUAAUCGCGGCAGAUCGCUUCCCCGACCUGAAGCUUCCCAAGCCGUGGACAGACCCCUUUUCAUCCAAAUCUCUGCAAGAGGUCGCGGCAGUUCUCAAGGGGAGCGGCCAGACUGAGGGCGAGGGUGCCGACAAGUCCGCCGCAUCAGGGGUCGCAGGAAGUGCAGCAAAUCAACUGGCGUUCACAUGGGACCUGCUUCUGAAUCAUUUUGUGAAAGCUGCAACGUCCGGGAAACCUGGUACUCAGGACGAAUUCAAAAUGUUUUGGGAUAGGGUUAUCGAUCAGAGCUACUUUUCCAAGAACGCCUCUGACUUUCAGAAGAUCACUGGCUUCAAGAUUUUUCAGAAGUUCUACAGAGAGGCCGCUUGGCAGUCAGAAAUGCUGCAGGACCUCUUUAGCAAGAACUUCAUGACAUGUAUAACGAAUCAGACUACCAAUGCGGGUACGAGACUGCAUCGCAUGGCUAUACAGGUUCUCAAAUCUCUGGAUAAGACUGUUGAGGCGCACCCUGUCCUCCUCGCACCGACCUUACGGGGCCUACUCGGAGAGCACGGUAUCUACAACUUUGACGAGCGUGUCGAGGCGGGAGGCGAUGGGGCCAAGCCCGUGGAGAAGCUGCUCAAGCACGCCAACGCGGCCAACGCCAGUGAUGUCAUUAAGGUCCUGAAGCAGUGCGUUUUGCAUGCUGGCAAGGAGGAAGAUGACGUGCAGAAGCGAACGCAGACCUAUGCCGACUAUCUCGCGAGGCUUGUCAGCAAGACUGGUCUGGCAGCCGAUGAUGAUGCCGCCGACGCUCCAUCCGCUGGAGGCCUGGCUUUACAGGAACUUGCCAACCUGGCAUACCCGAAGCCCGGCAAGAAAGGCGCAGCCCCCUCUCCGGCCAUACAGGAAGCUUGCCGCACGAAGCUCAUGUCAGCCGUUGGACACCUCCUUAAAAGACCUGCAGACUUCCCUGCCCUCUGCAGCACCAUUCUGUCAAUUGACUCCGACGUAAUCGCGAUGGCUGACGAGAUCAAGUCUGAAGUGGUCGAUGCCUCUAAGAGACUCCGCAAGUUGGUCAAAAAAGGAGGCGACUCUGCUGCCAGCGGCCCCGACCAGGGUCUCGCUGUGCUGCAUGCAGUCGCUAUCCUGCAGCUCUACAACGAUCCAGGUUCUGAUGCUAUCGAGGUUCUUGGAGAUACCAAGGAAUGUUAUGAGAAGCUUCAUGGCAAGGACAAAGUCGAUGGCUUGGAUAUUUCCGAAAUUCUAGUGGAAGUGCUCCUUGCAAUACUAGCUGGCUCGUCGACUCUGACCAGGAACGCCUCGAUCCAAGUCUUUGAGUCCUUCAGCCCCUUGAUGAGCCAGAAGGCGCUCGAGCUUCUGACGGACAUCCUUGCCGCGAGCGAGAGCCAAAGGGGGUUGGAUUCGAUCUUCAAUGCUGGCGAGGGUGAGAUGGAGGAUGAGGACGAGGACGAAAGCAUGGAGGAUGUCGAGGAUGACGAUGACGAGGCCUCAACCCCAGAUGGAGAAAGCGAGGAAGAUUCUGAUGAUGAAGAUGAAGAUGAUGCCGAGUCCAAAGAUGAAAGCGAGUCUGAUGACGAGGAUGACGAGGAUGGCGAGGAAACUGAUGACGGCACUGCUUCGAAGAAGGGUGACGAUCUGGAAGCUUUGCUGAUGAAGACAUUCAAUGUGUCUCACACCUUGGACAAGGAUCACGAAGCAGAGUCGUCCGACGAUGAUGUCGACAUGAGUGACUCCGAGAUGCUCGCUCUUGACGAGCAGCUGUCUGGACACUUCAAGCUGCUCAAGUCCAAGACGACCAAGAAAAAGGACCGCGAAGAGGCCAAGAAGCAGGUCAUCGGGUUCAAGCACCGCGUCCUGGAUCUCCUCGAGGUGUACGUCAAGAAGGAGGCGCCCGUCCGCAACGGGCUCGUCUUCACGAUCUUUGUGCCCCUCCUGCAGCUCAUCCAGACGACCAAGGAAUGGCCCUUGUCCAACAAGGCGGUCAAGAUCAUCAACGAGGCGCAGAAGCUGCUCAAGAAGGCCAAGAAGAACGACGCCGUCGCCGCCGCCGCCGCGGACGACGAGCUCGACGUCGACGCCGCCGUCGCGCAGCUCAGGGCGAUCCACCUGGCCGCCAAUGACCCGGGCGAGAGCCGCGCGUUCGCCCAGGCCGUCUCGGCGGCCAGCCUAGCCGUCGCGGCCACGCUUUUCGCCGUCGACCGCGAGAACUACCGCGUCAUCCGCGAGGUGUACGCCGAGACGCAGGACCGGUGGGUGCUCGAGGGGCUCGGGGUGCGGGCUUCCUUCUUCACGGACUGGAUCAACUGGUGCCAGGCGGCUAGUUCGACGGUGAAGGCGUCGUAG
Thyridium curvatum is the source of this 3114-nucleotide messenger RNA. RefSeq lists its product as uncharacterized. NCBI's taxonomy places the organism in Eukaryota, Fungi, Ascomycota, Sordariomycetes, Thyridiales, Thyridiaceae. Gene Ontology annotation, molecular function: rDNA binding; transcription factor binding. Gene Ontology annotation, cellular component: nucleolus. The transcript has 2 exons. Gene Ontology annotation, biological process: regulation of DNA-templated transcription. The record is from RefSeq and is a predicted model, not a curated record. Bases 1 to 3114 code for a protein of 1037 amino acids.